AUGAAGAUGUUAAGCACUUUGAUAUUACUCAAGUUAAAGGUUACUGGAGGCAGAAAUUCUCAGAUACAUUAUACCCCUUCUGACGCAAAAUCUAAUGGAAGUUCUCCGCAAUCUGAUGACAAACUGGAAGAAGAGGACCUCCAGUUUACAACCGGAAUUAGACCUAAGAAGAGGCUGCGCUGGGCAAAAGUUGAUGGUGAAGGAGCUAUUGAAACGGGAUGUCUGAAUGAUAGUGGAAAUGAAACUAAAAGAAAGGUUGGAAACAAUUCCUUAAGACCUGUUGGCUCCACAGCCAGCAAAGAGGCAAAAGAAAACGCUUUACAAUACUUAGCAGUAGGUUCUCAGGAAUGGGUUUCAGCUUCCAGAAUUGCAGCGCGUGACCACUUGGAUCUCCGCUUGAAUGGACGGACUACAAUUCGACCUGCUCCUCAGUCUAGUCUGUGCAAAUUUUCUGGGGUGGUUAAUGUUGGUUCUAUUGUGGAUGUCUGGAGGCAUGAUGGUUGGUGGGAAGGCAUCGUUGUUCAGAAGGAGUCUGAAGCUACGUGUCAUGUUUAUUUCCCAGGGGAGAAGUUUGUAUUAAUAUUGGGAUCUGGUGAGUUAAGGCGGGCUCAGGAAUGGACAGGGAGUGGGUGGGUGCGAGUAAGGGAAAGGCCUGACCUUGUAAGUUCUAUAUUAUCCAGCUUAAAAACAUCACAAGAUCCCAGCAAAUCUGCUGCAGCCGCAUGUGCCGGAGAUGCUGUGCUUUCAAAGCAAAGGGUGAAUAAUACUAGCCUGAAUCCUGAAAGUGAUAAAUCAAGAAAGCCGGAGCUGAUUCCAGACCUUUCAAAGGAUGAUCUUCUUUCUCAGUUAAGAUGGAAGUCAUCUAGGAAGAGGGGCCGCAGCAGCAGCAGCGGAUCAGGUCGAAACAACUGCAGAAAGUCCCCGGAUUCCUCAGAUCCCCAUGCUUCGGACAGUUAUAUGAUCGCAGCAUCCUUGAAAGUGGUUGAUCAUGAUGACUGCAAAUACGGCAGGGGCGAUCAAGCCAUUUUCAGCUCUUCAGUGGUGCCCUCUUUAACUAACUUGGUCAUGUGUAGGUGA
Molecule: messenger RNA, 1077 nt
Organism: Neltuma alba
Lineage: Eukaryota; Viridiplantae; Streptophyta; Magnoliopsida; Fabales; Fabaceae
Exons: 3
Coding region: 1-1077 (358 amino acids)
Source: RefSeq, a predicted model, not a curated record